AUGGGCUCCCUGAAAGAAUCUCUGGCUGGUCCAGGUUUUAUAAUCCUCAACGCGAUCCGCGUUCUCAACAUCAUCGCCUUGCUGGAUAUCAUCGCUGCCAGUGUGGUGAUGCUCAUCAAGAUCUCGAUGCUGAGCAGUUUUUUUUUCUUCGAGGCAGUUUCUCAUGUCAUCGCUGCUGGUAUCAGCAUAUUUCUCAUCGUCUCGGAACUCCCCUUCUUCCGUGGCUACUUUGACCGGAACUGGCAGCUUCUCAGUCAGGAUUCCGGGUUUAUUACCCUCGCGCUGGCGAUGCUCAUGCUCGGGGUUGGUGUCUUGGGCGACCUCAACACGGAAGCGACUAGUCAGGAGUCCUUAGGUCUUGCGUUUUGGAGGAUUGUCCUCUCGGCGGGGAUUUUGGCUAUGGUGAUGAGCGUGGUGAAUCUAGCGUCGAGUUUCAUCUUCGCAGACCGUGAACUAGGAGUCAGCGCACGCCACGUGCGAGUCUACGGAGCCGUCGCGCCCCAGAAAGUGAUCUCCCGGACCAGCAGCCAGCGCUCCUUUCAGCUCAGCACCAAACGCGAGGAGACGCUCCCGACGUACACGUCGUCUCCGAUACGGCGGCAAAGUACACUCUCUCGAUUUCCUGUCAAGAUCUCGGGACCGCUCAAUCCGAACGACGCGGCUUCCAUCAAGUCGCUCUUGAUCUUCUUCGCGCCCGUCAUCAUCCCUCGCCUUCUGAACUUCUACCGAACCGCCCGAGUCCUCAUCACCCAACGUCCCCCACCGCGACCCCUCCCCACCAAAGCAUCUCAAGCCCUCAAUGUCCUCUUCUUCGCCAUCGCCCUCUUCCUCGCCCUCAGCCUACCAUGGAACCCGCACGCGCCGGAAUCGAACAUCUUCGCCCUGACGCGAUCGCGCAUCAACACCCCGACCGACGUCCUCUUCAGCCGUCUCACGCGCCACCGCGCCGGCAACACCCUCACAGCCGCCGAUGAACUCCUCCGCAGCAAGCUCAUCUCGCUGGGCGCACGCAAGGCCUACCUCCGAUACGGACCGGACACCCUCACCGGAUGCCAAUUCUGCUCGCUCGACAACCUCCACACCCACCUCCUCUACUACCUCCCCUUCAACACGCUCAUCCCGCACCUCUUCCACAUGGCCAUCAUCGGGCUCGCGACGUCCGCCCCACUCGCCGGCCGACACGCCGCCCGGUGGCGCAACAAGUUCACACUGGCGGGGCUCGCCCUCGCAGCGAUCGACUGCUACAUCGUGGCUACCUACGACCCCAUCCAGUCCGGGUCGGCGGCCGUGCGCGCGGGCAUGAGCACACCGACGAGCCUGUACGACCGCAUCACGGUGUUACGGCCGCUGGCGUUCGCCGUCUUCGACGCGGCGUGUGCAGCGGUUAUCUACCUGACCGCGACGAACCGGUUCUUCUUCACGCCGCCGUCGCAGGCGGACGCGGUCGACCAGCUGGUGUCGCAGGCGCUGUCGGCGACGGGGGAUGCCCGCGCCAAGCUACAUGCGAGCAGUGUGACGCGCAAUGCGGUGGUGCGGGACAAGCAGCUGAAGGAGCGGGACGACGCUUACUGGCGGACGGUGGUGGCGAUGAGCGGGGGUGGAGUGGGGGAGGGGGAUGGGGAAGGAGUUGGGAAUGGGGAGGGCCAGACGGUGGUGCCGACCAGUAUCUGGGAAGAAGAAGAAGUGGUGCGGGCCAUGUCGCGGGCGAUGAGUGGACACGGCGGAGUGGACUUGGCCCAACUGGGGGUCAAUGCGGCGGAAUAUGUCGAUGGGGUGACGGGGGGGUUGGAUCGAUGA
Aspergillus campestris IBT 28561 is the source of this 1797-nucleotide messenger RNA. RefSeq lists its product as uncharacterized. The coding region runs from base 1 to 1797 and encodes 598 amino acids. The transcript has 4 exons. The record is from RefSeq and is a predicted model, not a curated record. Lineage: Eukaryota; Fungi; Ascomycota; Eurotiomycetes; Eurotiales; Aspergillaceae.